Molecule: messenger RNA, 7471 nt
Organism: Neodiprion fabricii
Lineage: Eukaryota; Metazoa; Arthropoda; Insecta; Hymenoptera; Diprionidae
Product: fatty acid synthase-like
Exons: 16
Coding region: 186-7349 (2387 amino acids)
Biological process (GO): fatty acid biosynthetic process
Molecular function (GO): fatty acid synthase activity; 3-oxoacyl-[acyl-carrier-protein] synthase activity; oxidoreductase activity
Source: RefSeq, a predicted model, not a curated record
CUGCAUUCAGGAAAAGCAGCUUAAUUUAACUAACAUUUUUUUCUAACAUUCGUGUGGUGCACAUUAUGUAACGCACCACGGUCUCUCGCUGUUAAUAUAAGAAGACAACUGUGUCCAGUUGACAGUAGUCGAAUCGCAGUCUCCGAAACAUUUGUGACAAUAACGCAAGUAGUUUACUGUAUUAUAUGCGCAGUAAUAUGCCAAGGAAAAUGGAAAACGAGCAAGGUGACGCGGUGGUGAUAUCGGGAAUUGCUGGCAGAUUUCCAAAGUCCAAUAAUUUAACGCAAUUUCGAGAAAAUCUUAUGAACAAGGUGGACCUUAUCACCGAUGAUGAUCGCCGUUGGAAUACAGAUCAUCCAGAUAUCCCGCGACGAGCUGGGAAGAUAAACAAUAUUGAAAAAUUUGAUGCUCGAUUCUUCGGCGUGCACUUUAAAGAAGCCCAUUCUAUGGAUCCUAUGGCGAGAAUGUUAUUGGAACAUACUUACGAAGCUAUUAUUGAUGCUGGCGUUCAUCCUGGGAAACUUCGUGGCACUAACACCGGAGUCUUCAUUGGUAGCUGCUACAGUGAUACAGAGAUAACAUGGGUCUACUCGGAUUCACCGGUAAAUGGGUUAGGUCUACUGGGUUGCAGUCGCUCCAUGAUGGCCAAUCGGAUCUCUCUUUGGUUUGGAUUUAAAGGACCUAGCUAUGCCGUAGACAGUGCGUGCAGUUCUAGUCUUUUCGCUUUAGACCAUGCGUAUAAAGCAAUUAGAACUGGACAAUGUGAUGCUGCGAUCGUUGGAGGAUGUCAUUUGUGUCUUCAUCCAUUUGUGACUCAACAGUAUUUUCUUCUUGGAACGCUUUCCCCUGAUGGAAGGUGCAAAGUAUUCGACGCUGAGGGAAACGGAUACUGUCGUAGUGAAGCGGUGUCCACGAUUUAUCUUCAGAAAUCGAAGGAUGCCAAACGUAUCUACGCGCAGGUUGUUCACGUAAAAACAAAUUGCGACGGUUACAAGGAAGAAGGCAUUACUUAUCCGUCGAUUAAAAUGCAACGUAUCUUAUUGGAACAAUGUUACGAAGAGUGCAAAGUUUCGCCAUCUGAUCUGGCUUUCUUAGAGGCACAUGGUACUGGAACCAAAGUAGGUGAUCCUGUGGAAGUUAGUGCAGUAGAGAAGGUAUUCUGCCCAGGACGAAACACCCCGCUUAGAAUUGGCUCAGUUAAAUCAAACUUGGGCCAUUCAGAACCAGACAGUGGUCUUUGUUCCAUCGCUAAGGUUAUAAUUGCAAUGGAGAGUGGAAUCAUUCCACCAAAUAUACAUUAUAAUCGUCCUCGUGAAGAUAUCAAAGCUUUAACAACUGGUCGCAUCCAAGUAAUUACCGAACCAACGCCAUGGAACGGUGGUUACGUUGGUGUAAGCUCUUUUGGUUUUGGAGGUUGUAACGCCCACGUUUUGCUGAAAUCAAAUCCGAAAGAGAAGGUCAAUAAUGGUGUACCUAAUGACGACAUGCCGAGACUCGUUGUCGUAUCUGGAUGCACCGAGGAAGCUGUUACAACUUUGUUGGACGACCUUGGAAUCAGACCAGUGGACGUGGAGUACGUUAACCUAUUUCAUAAUAUAUUCACUGAAGAGAUUCCAGGACAUUUUUACCGUGGAUAUACCGUAUUGCCACCACGAGGUAUAUCGGAAAACAUCAAACGAAGUGUGCAGUAUUACUCAAGUGAGAAACGGCCGAUAUGGUUUGUAUUCUCUGGAAUGGGAUCUCAGUGGGUUGGGAUCGGUGAAAAUUUGCUGAUGAUCCCAGCAUUUGCCAAGACAGUUCGAAAGUGUGACAAAGUUCUCAAACCUCAUGGUGUGGACAUUGUCAAUAUUUUGACUAACAAGGAUCCGAAAUCAUUCGAUAACAUUAUCAGGUCACGUGUUGGUAUUACUACAAUACAGAUUGGCUUCGUAGACGUAUUGUCAUCUAUCGGUAUCGUACCAGACAAAGUUACUGGAUAUCUGUUUGGAGAGUUAGGCUGCGCCUACGCUGAUGGCUGCUUGACCGCGGAACAGGCGGUCUUAGCAGCAUAUUUUGAAGGUUUAAUUAUGGCGGAAAAUUAUACGGUUUACGGAACCACGGCAGUUGUAUGGAUUGAUACCGUGAAAUUGUCGAGCUUGUGUCCACCUGAUAUAAACAUAGUUUGCCGUAAUGGUCCUGAAAGCUCAAUAAUUAGCGGGCCAGAGGACUCUAUGAGAAAAUUUGCAGAAAAAUUACAGGCUGGGAAUAUCUUGGUUGGAAACCUACUUCGCAGCAAUAUUUUCUCUCAAAGCUGUACUACGGAAAGAGCAGGCCUGCAAUUGUUAGAUUAUGUUCAAAAAGUAAUUCCAGACCCGAAACCUCGCAGGCAGAAAUGGUUGUCUGCCCCUGAUGCAAAUAGAAAAUCAAAAAGUACUUCAGUUUGGCAUUUCACAGACAUAUACCAUACAAGCAAACUUCUCGAGCCCGCUACCGUUGAAGAUGUAUCCUGUUUCUUGCCGAACAAUGCAAUCACCAUUGAAAUAGCACCGGUUAAUUUUCUGGAAGCCUCUUUGCGAGAUUGUGGGAAUCAGCUUGUUACCAACAUUAGUUUACUUAAAUACGAAAAUGGUAUCGACGUGGAAGAUUUUCUUAGCGCUAUCGGAAGAAUGUAUGAAAUCGGAUUAUCUCCUCAGUUAUCCAAUUUGUACCCCACUAUUCAGUAUCCAGUCAGUCGAGGAACUCCGAUGAUUUCUCCAUUGAUACGUUGGGAGCACUCAGAAGACUGGUAUGUCGCUCGUGUGCCGAAAGAAGAAAAACUUAAAACAGGACGAAGAGUUAUUGACAUCGACUUCGGCAGUGAGGAAUUUGGAUGGCUGUUAGGGCACGUCGUUGAUGGAAGACACUUGAUACCAGGAACUGGCUACUUAAUAUUAAUUUGGCAAACUCUGGCGAUGAUGGAAGCAAAGAAAUACACGGAAAUCUCGGUAGUUUUUGAAAAUGUGAAGUUCCACCGAGCGACUACGAUUUCAAAAGAACAUGGCGUUAAGCUGGAAAUCAUGAUCCAAAGAGGAUCGAACGCGUUUGAAGUUACCGAAGGUGGUACUACCGUCACAACUGGAUUCAUUCGUGUCGUUCCACACCCGGCUCAAGAACGCAUCAAGACUAAUUUGUUACCCAAUAUCGCAGAGGAACUAUGUCUAACGAGCAAAGAUAUUUACAAGGAGUUUAACCUUAGAGGUUACGAGCAAACAGGAUUGUUCCAGGGCUUAAAAGAAGCAUCUCUGGGAGGAACCAAAGGCCGUAUAACGUGGGCGAAUAAUUGGGUAGCUUUUCUGGAUAACAUGAUGCAAGUAAAAUUUAUUGGAGUCAACAACCGGAGAUUCGUUCUUCCAAUCAGCAUUCGGAAAUUAGUGAUUGAUUGUAAAACACAUUUACGUCACCUUGAUACAAUGCCGGAUGCUAAUAAAGAAUUCUUGGUGCAUUACUACAAGGAUUUGGACGCUAUUGUGUCUGGUGGAAUUGAAAUGCGCGGCAUAGGAUCCACCAGCAUACCUCGCAGAAAACCAGUUGGGGACCCCGUUAUAGAAGAACAUACGUUUAUAGCGUACCGCGAUGGAGCCAAGAUGGAACUGACAGUUUUAAUAAAAAUUGCUCUGCAAAUAGCAAUUGAAAACAACUUCAAUAACAAAGUGAAAACAGUUGAACUGAUAAAUAAUGUGGAUAAUAUAUCCCAUGGGGACUUAACAUCUCCUGUGAUUCAAGAAGUUUUACGCGAUAUGCCCUUUAUACAAAUGGAUUUAAAUAUCAUUACGCCCCUCAAUAAAUUUUCGGAUGACGCCUCACUCUCCGGUAUUAAAAUCAUCGAGUCACAGAAAUUAUCAACUGAAUUCGAUGCUCUUUUAAUUAUCAUCAAUGGACUGUUCACAAGCAACAGAGCCGAAAUGGUGGAAAAAAUACAAACAGCCACGAGACCUGGAGGCUUCAUUCUGGUUAGAGAGCCACUGAAAACAAACGUUGAUAGUAUUCGAAAUACAAUGAGCAAAAUCACUGACGUCAUUCUCGACAAACGCACCUCUGACGAACUUGUAAUUUUGUUCCGUAAAAGAGUACAAACAUUUGAAUUAACUACCGUUAUCAAGAUCAGGAAUGAUGAAUUCACAUGGCUCACUACGCUGCAGGCUGCUCUGAAGGUAGCAAGCGAAACGAAACAACGUACCCAAAAGCAAAUACUUAUUUUAAGCGAAGGCGAUUUUGAGAGUGGUCUCAUGGGAUUGCUAACUUGUCUGCUAAGAGAACCUGGUGGUGAAGUUAUAAGAGGGCUAUUGAUCCAGGAUCUGCGGGCUCCCAAAUUCUCUUUGGAUAAUCCAUUGUACUCACAGCAACUGAAAUUGGGGUUGACAUUCAACGUUCUACGCCCUGGAAACCUGUGGGGAUCUUAUCGGUUUCUGUCGCUGAAACCAUUGGCGUUGAAACCCGUUUACCAUGCUGAAGUAAGCCAACAUACACAUGGUAAUUUGAGCACAAUUAAAUGGAUUGAAGGUAGAAUUCAACCCAAUGCACAACACAGGGACAUCGUCAAGAUACAUUAUUCGUCGAUAAACUUCCGUGACCUUAUGCUGGUUACCGGAAAAUUAGCCGUCGAAGUGGCCGAAAAAACGAGACAAUCGCAAGAAUCCGCAAUUGGAUUUGAAUUCUCCGGACGAGAUUUAAACGGUCGCGCGGUUAUGGGAAUGAUCGAGACUGGGGCUAUGUCAAAUUUGUGUGUCUGUGACCGGGAUCUUCUUUGGUCGGUACCGGAUAGCUGGACGUUAGAAGACGCAGCUACGGUGCCUGUUGUUUAUGGAACGGCCUAUUACGCGCUCAUGUUGAGUGGUAAGAUGAAGAAAGGAGACAAAGUGUUGAUACACGCCGGAACCGGUGGCGUUGGACAGGCAGCGAUAACUUUAGCGCUUCAUGAAGGCUGCGAAGUCUUCACAACCGUGGGCACACCAGAAAAACGAGUGUUCAUCAGAAAACAAUUCCCACAAAUCGACGACGAUCACGUUGGAAAUUCUCGAGAUACAAGUUUCGAGCAACUGAUUCUUCGUAAAACUCGUGGACGAGGCGUGGACAUUGUAUUAAAUUCCUUGGCUGAGGAAAAGUUACAAGCAUCUGUUCGUUGCUUGGCACCGGGCGGACGAUUUUUGGAGAUUGGAAAAUUUGACCUUGCAGCAAACAAUCCCCUUGGCAUGGAAGCUUUUCUAAAGGGCAUCAGUUUUCAUGGAAUUCUUCUGGAUAAAAUAUUCACUGCCUCCUCUGAAACGAAAAAGAAACUGGUGGCAAUGGUUGAUGACGGAAUCAAAACUGGUGCCGUUAAGCCGCUUGUUCGUACUGUAUUUCUGAUGGACCAAAUUGAAGCAGCAUUUCGGUACAUGUCAGCUGGAAAAUACAUUGGCAAGGUAAUUGUCAAAACUGGUGAUGAUGAUGGAACACGUCUUCCUCUUGCACUUCCCCGAUACAACUGUUCCGAAAAUGGCAGCUAUCUUAUUCUUGGUGGCCUUGGUUGCUUUGGUCUAGAGCUUGCAGAUUGGCUCGUACUUCGUGGAGCCAAAAAAUUAGUCCUCACGUCCCGAAAAGGAAUCGGUACUGGGUAUCAACGAAUGCGCUUUCACAUUUGGAAAAACUACGGAGUCAAAAUUGUCGUUGUAGUAGGAAAGGAUGCCUCAAUUCCCGAGGAUUGUGAGGCCAUCUUAAAAAAAGCGACAGCACUUGGACCAGUUCACGCUAUCUUCAACUUGGCUGUAGUAUUGAAGGAUGCUCUUUUCGAAAAUCAAACGGUGGAGUCAUUCAAGGAACCUUUCGUAGCUAAAGCUAGGGCCACAGAGCAGUUGGAUAAAUUAUCAAGGACGUUAUGCCCGCAACUGAAACAAUUUGUAGUGUUUUCAUCGGUUUCUUGUGGCAGAGGUACUGCAGGACAAACGAACUACGCAAUGGCCAAUUCGAUCAUGGAAAGAAUAUGCGAGAGAAGAUCAGCAGAGAACUUACCAGGAUUAGCCAUUCAAUGGGGAGCGAUCGGUGACGUCGGAAUAGCCGCAGAAAUGGGUGAAAAUUAUAAAGAAUUAGUUACUGGCGGUACUCUACCACAGAGAAUUGAUUCUUGUCUGCAAGAGCUUGACGGCUUCUUACAACAAAAAAGCCCAAUAGUAUCCAGUAUGGUGGUUGCUAAGAAAACGGCUCUUACUAACGGAGCUGAACAUAUUGUCGAUGCGAUCGCAAAUAUAAUGGGACUCAAGAACAUGAAUAGCAUGUGUGUACAUACACCAUUGCCAGAACUAGGAAUGGACUCUAUAAUGGCAGUUGAAAUCAAAUAUACUUUGGAGCAUGAAUUCAAUAUUUUCUUGACCACAUCGGAAAUCCGUCAUCUGAAUUUUGCGAAACUCCAAGAUAUGUCUCAGCGAGACAGCAAAAAAUAUGGAAAUCGGAAAAAGUCACCGCAGCAACUAGACGAUUCUGCCAGCAUAUUCCAACUCCUUAAUAUUUUAACAGUUGAGGGGAUGUCGAAAAAUGUUUGUGUGCCUCUGAUGACUACAGCUGAGGAUGCGAGACAAGUCUUCAUAUUACCAGGAAUCGAAGGUGCAUGUACGAUAUUUAAGGCAAUAGCUGGCAAACUGAAAUCGGCAAACACCGCCUGUUUACAAUACGGACCAUUUUCCCUGAACACAACAUCGAUAGAUGAGAUGGCCGACUAUUUGAUUCCCUAUAUCAAAGCACGAAGCAUGGACCGCAAGAAGUUUUUAUUAGUUGGGUAUUCCUAUGGAAGUAUAGUGUCUAUCGAGCUUGCAAGACGUUUGGAAAAUGAGGGUUUCACUGGUCGCCUUGUGAUGCUCGACGGCUCACCUGACUACGUCAAAACAUUCUUGUCAUCCUUGACGACAAAGUCUGAAGACGAGCUGCAAACUUUCGUGUUUUUGAAGAUUAUGGAUGCGGUGGCAUCAUUCGCAGUUUCAAAGCUUACCACUGAGUUAUUUAGCUGCCGUGACUGGGAGGAGAAAAUAGCAGCGUUCACAAGAAAUAUGCCAAAAAAUAAUUUAUUGAAUUUUACACCGGAGGAUCAAAACACCUUGUGCUUAGGUAUUUAUCGUCGCAUAAAGGCCCUCCUGGACUAUGACUGUUCAAACCUACUACCAAUCAAGUCUCCAGUAACCUUAGUCAGAACUAGAGCUUCAAGCAUUUUGUUCGAUACAGAAGACUAUGGUCUGAAACGCCUUACGCAAAAUAAGAUGAAAAUAUACUAUGCGGAAGGAGAUCACAUCACGAUGCUGAAUGACGAUAUUUGUGCGGCGGCAAUUAACGAGGAACUCGCCCUAAAUGUUAUACCUGGUUCAAAGUGAGGGGUAUAAAAAACUGCGUAUAUCUCGAAAACCAUCUCUACAUAACAGCACGACAUGUAACUUUGCGCACUAUGAAAAAGUCAGGAUAAUUUAAUCGAAUAAAAGAGUUUAUCUAAGUCUAA